Tigriopus californicus is the source of this 1192-nucleotide messenger RNA. RefSeq names its product adhesive plaque matrix protein-like. Bases 250 to 933 code for a protein of 227 amino acids. The record is from RefSeq and is a predicted model, not a curated record. NCBI's taxonomy places the organism in Eukaryota, Metazoa, Arthropoda, Copepoda, Harpacticoida, Harpacticidae. The transcript is spliced from 2 exons.
CAUCUUCCAGUGCUUAUUGAUCUAGCACGUUUUUGCUUGUUCUUAUGAGAGAGGGCGGUUCACGGGGCUAGAUAGUCAACGAUAGGUUCUCUCAAAAGUGUCCCUUAACCAGAGUUGACGGUAGGGGAUGAAAGGUGUGUUCUAACAAAACUGCAAAAUUCGCUUAUAAAAGAGGCCAAGGAUCGUCUGGAAUGCCAUUCAUAGUUUGCAGUUCUAGCUCAUUAGAAGGCAACUAUUUACCUCCUCAUCAUGAAGUUUCCUUCAAUUUUUGUGCUGAUGGUUGUCGUUGUCACCAAAGGAGAACCUGAAGCUGAGGCUGGCCAGAACAUGAUUGCUCGUCCUGGCUUCCCUGCUUUGGCUUACGGUCGACCCAGAUACACACCCUACUAUCCUCGUCAAUAUUACUUUUCUUACCCACGAUUUACCAAACGUGAGGCUGAGGCUGAACCUGAGGCUCAACCCGAGGCUGGCCAGAACAUGAUUGCUCGUCCUGCCUUCCCUGCUUUGGCUUACGGUCGACCCAGAUACACACCCUACUAUCCUCGUCAAUACUACUUUUCUUACCCACGAUUUACCAAACGUGAGGCUGAGGCUGAACCUGAGGCUCAACCCGAGGCUGGCCGGAACAUGAUUGCUCGUCCUGCCUUCCCUGCUUUGGCUUACGGUCGACCCAGAUACACACCCUACUAUCCUCGUCAAUACUACUUUUCUUACCCACGAUUUACCAAACGUGAGGCUGAGGCUGAACCUGAGGCUGAACCCGAGGCUGGCCAGAACAUGAUUUCUCCUCCUGCCUUCCCUGCUUUGGGCUACGGUCGACCCAGAUACACACCCUACUAUCCUCGUCAAUACUACUUUUCUUACCCACGAUUUGCCAAACGUGAAGCUGAGGCUGAGGCUGAACCCGAAACUGAGGCUGGCAAUUGGUAUUGAAGCAUUGCACGUCCUGGCUUUUCUGCUUUGGCUUAUGAUCGUCCCAAAUAAACCGGCUACUAUUCUCGAUUAUACUUGUACCAAUCUUAUUAAAGGAGGCCAGGCAGAAAUACAUUUGAGGAGGGAUUGUUUUUUGGACUCCCCCUUCCUUUUUGGAGGUAUUUGGAUGCAGCAAUAUGAACUACAAAUCCUAUCCCACCCAAAAAUAGAAUAAAGCAACCUCAAUGUAUACUUGAAUACAUCAGAUAGGGCCAGAGUU